UGUCGAUCCAUGUCCAGACUGGGAGCCGGUUCAUGGCCGGUUCGCCGGCUGCUCUCUAAAACACAUGUGUAAAUAUUGCCACCUGACGGCGGUUACAAUUGUAAAGAUGGCACAGGGCGUCACGGUGAAAGUCGAGAAGCUCGACGCUUCAGAGAUAGAGCAAAAGAUCGUCGAACUCUGCACGGCCAACCCGACGGGCAUCACGGACAAGAUCGUGCAAAUGCACAUUCCCAACGUUGAACCCACCGUCCGAGUCGCGGCUUUCAACAGCUUGCUGGCACAGGGUAAGCUCGAGAUCCUGAAGCAGAAGAAUCAGCAACUGCUGUAUCGUCUGAAAAACUCUGACGCCGACAACAAAUGCAAGGGCUCCGACAGAGAAGAAAAGGUCGUGUACAAGAUCGUGGAAGAGGCCGGAGACAAAGGGAUUUGGAUUCGCGACAUCCGGAUAAAGAGCGGUCUUGUUUUGACCUCACUGAACAAGAUUUUGAAGAGCCUUGAGAGCAAGAAAUUGAUCAAAGCUGUCAAAUCUGUAUCGGCCUCCAAAAAGAAAGUGUACAUGCUGUACAACCUCGAACCUGACCGUUCUGUGACGGGUGGUGCGUGGUACAGUGAGCAAGAGUUUGAGUCCGAGUUUGUGGAAGUUCUGAAUCAACAGUGCCACAGGUUCCUCGUGAAGAAGCUUGCAGUUGCCAAGGAGACGACAAGUGACCCCUUGUUGGAGAAAAAUGCUUCCUUCGCCUCUUCAAAAGAGGUGUGGGAAUUCAUCAAGAAGCUCGGCAUCAGUAAGGUUCAGCUAAGUGUGGAGGACAUUGAAAUGAUCCUGAACACGCUCAUCUAUGAUGGGAAAGUGGAAAGGACAGUCAUCUGUGGCUCGAGCAGCCUAGGAGGCUCUUCAAAGGACAGUUCUCCUGGAGAAGACUUGGUGAAUCUCUACCGUGCCGUCGAGCCAUUGAUUGACAGCGCGGGCCUUAUGCGCAUGCCCUGUGGAACAUGUCCGGUGAUCCACAACUGCUAUGAGGGUGGUGCGGUUUCCCCAGCUACGUGCCAGUACUUCAAGAAGUGGCUGUCUGAAGACUUCGACGAUAACGGGACGUUUGAGGACGUGUUCUGACAAGAGGAACAGCAGCAACACCUUGUACAGUUAAGAAGACAAAUUAAAACAGUACCAACA
Dermacentor andersoni is the source of this 1171-nucleotide messenger RNA. It is a transcript of the gene Polr3F, whose product is annotated as RNA polymerase III subunit F. Lineage: Eukaryota; Metazoa; Arthropoda; Arachnida; Ixodida; Ixodidae. Gene Ontology annotation, cellular component: RNA polymerase III complex. The record is from RefSeq and is a predicted model, not a curated record. Gene Ontology annotation, biological process: transcription by RNA polymerase III.